This is a messenger RNA of Verticillium dahliae VdLs.17, 597 nucleotides long. RefSeq lists its product as uncharacterized. The record is from RefSeq and is a predicted model, not a curated record. The transcript is spliced from 2 exons. Bases 113 to 310 code for a protein of 65 amino acids. NCBI's taxonomy places the organism in Eukaryota, Fungi, Ascomycota, Sordariomycetes, Glomerellales, Plectosphaerellaceae.
ACCACCAACACAUCAACGCCAGAUUCCGUGUCUACUCCGACAGCGGAAAUACAAUCACCACCUCUUCCACACCACCACACAAGACACCUGCGCCACAGCGCCUGACCUCAUCAUGGGUGCCGUCGUUUCUUGCAUCCAAUCCGUCUUCCGCACCAUCGGAAACUGCCUCACAGCCAUCGUCACCGGCAUCGGCAACAUCCUCCACGCCAUCAUCGGCGGCAUCGUCUCCUUCUUCAACAUCAUCAUCUCGUGCCUCACCUGCGGCCGCGGCGGUCGCAGGCGCGGCGGCGGCACCAGGAGCAGAGUCUAGCGCGCCCCAUCUGCCCGACAAGCAACGAGGUCCCGAGUGGAAAGCAACGACGCGCGCUGUGGGGCAAGUCGUUGUGUAGCCUGGCCUCGGCAGGUGGGUGUGGACGAGUCACUCUGAGGGACUGCAGGAAGCUCUGCGGUGGGAGGACGCUCUGGGACAAUGAUGCCAUGUCUGCCCUGUGCCACGGCUUGUGGUGUUUUUUGUCUUGUUUUGCGAUGCGAUGGUUGCAUACCGAUACCCCUAGCCUAGUCUAGUUUGUUCUGCAAUCCCAUCUUUACCAUGCUUUG